UGGGAUCCCAGUGUGACUUGGCACUCAAGCGGGAGAGGAGCCGAGCUCAAGUACAGAAGAAGGCAAGGCAAAAAAACCCACUCUUUUUUUACUGGCUUCCAUCGGCAUUUUUCACUCUUUGCGCUCAACUGGAACUGUCAAACAGAUUCUCGGCGGGACAUUACUUGGCAGAGUCCGAGUCGCGGUGUUGUUGGCCGACGAAAGCCGCGGACAAACAAAGGGAGGCAGGCUGGACUACAACAACUGAUUUGACAAGAAAGCGCCACUGUUGGAAGAAAGACGGAGAGUCGGAAGUGAUUUGUUUGUCCACGGUGGGGAAAAAUGUGCUUCGAAGCGUUUUGAAGGACAAACAGUAACAGUUCGAGAGAGGAGGAGUUUCUUUUUGGUGAAAAGACUUUCAGCUUUCGGAGUAUGGGAGGAGUUGUCAACCGGCUAUAAAAUGUACCCGCUACACAGAGAGAGGGAGCAGCCCAUCUACAGUGCCCGAGCUCAUGUGUUCCAGAUUGACCCGGCUACCAAACGCAACUGGCUGCCGGCAAGCAAACAUGCCGCCAUGGUGUCCUUCUUCUACGAUGCCAACCGCAGCGUCUACCGCAUCAUCAGCGUGGGCGGGACUAAAGCUAUCAUCAACAGCACCAUCACCCCGAACAUGACUUUCACCAAAACCUCCCAGAAGUUUGGCCAGUGGGCUGACAGUCGGGCCAACACGGUUUACGGCCUCGGCUUCUCUACAGAGCAGCACCUUCAGCAGUUUGCUGAACAGUUUAGGGAGGUGAAGGAGGCAGCUCGUCUAGCCAGAGAGAAGUCCCAGGAGAGGUACGAACUGGCCAACCCUGCUCUCAACAUCGCGGCCCCACAGCUUUCUCAGGAGCUGUCGGAGGAAUGUCACUCACCGCCGCUGCUGACAGUCAACGGGCCAGGAGAGGAAAAGCUGUUUCGCAGUAAAAGUGCAGAAGUGGAGCUCACGGUAGAGAAGGAGAGGGUCAAAAAGAUGCUGUCUGAAGGGUCCAUGUGUGAAAUCAACUUGGAGGCAGAGCUCUUCACUCUACAAGACAGUAACGCCAAGCUGGUAGCAGCACUGCAAGAAGCCAACAGCAGCGUGGCGCAGUGGAAGCAGCAAUUGGCUGAGUACCAGGAAGAGACCGAUCGCCUUAGGGAGCAGGUGGCAGAGUUGGAGGCACAGCUUGGCCAUCCCGCUGCUGCUCACGCUGAUAGCGAGGAGCUCAGCCGCUCACUGGAAGAGCUGGAAACCCUGCUGAGCAUCAAGGAGCAGGAGAUACACAGUCUACAGAGCAAGACAACAGACGUGGGGCAGCUGGAGAGGGAGAGAGAAGAGGCUAUUCACAGACUCAAGGACCUUGAAAGGCGAAACACUGAGCUGGAGGGUCAAGUUCAGAGCGCUGAAAAGACACUGGCCUCCAGCAGGGACGAGCGGGGCAAAGCGGAGGUCGAGGUCCAACACAUCAUCCAGGCACUCGAUGUCAAAAUAUGCGAUUUGAAUGACCUGAGACAAAGUCUGGCCAAACUCAUGGAUAAGUAGUCCCGACUACAGGUGGGCUGCAUCUCCACAGUCAAGGCGGGUUUUCCUUCACUUUCACUUUCACUUUACUGGCACAACCUUAAAAGUGCUUCGCACAGAAUAAGGUAGCGGCGUUCUACUUUCUGACAUGUACGUAGCAAUACUGUACUAGUACUAUCAUGUGUAACAUCUGAUGUGCUACUCUGCCUGCAUUCACACUUGUGGCUCUGCACUCUUGUCUGGAGCCAACAUUUUUCAAACUUAGCAUUCACAUUUGUAUUUUUAUUAUUGAACCAAAGACCGCACAGUUAUAAUAACAUUAGGCAUGAUCAAAUAUGCAAAUAUUAGUAUUGAAACUGAAAUAGUGGUAAAUACAGGUCCAAUAUUGCCGUUGUGGAUAUUAAGAUCAUUGAAUCAUUUUGUGAUUGUGCCUUUAAUUUGUUAAUCAUGAUUAUGAUCAAAGAUUUCAGGCAAACCAAAAAAAUAUUUCUAUCAACAAAUACAUUUUGAAAAAAAAAACAAUACAAGGCAAUGUAAACAAUUUGGGCUGUGAAUCUUUGGGCACCACACCUGGGGGUAACGAUUCAAUUCAGAAUCGAAUCUCGAUUCAAAAUUAAUACUUUAAAAAUAUUGGGUGCCAGUUCUAUGAUUGACUACAUCCCUCCAUAAAAUAGAUAAACAGCUCUGACAAUGUUCUAUAUUACUUAAAAGAAAACUGUUUUUGUUGAAUAAAAUUCUACCCAAACAUUUAAUAAAGUCAAAUACAAUCAAGGCAACAAGAGAAGUAUCUCACACUUCUCUUUUCUAAAGUGAAUCCGUACAGCAGAUAUAGGAAUCUACAUCAACAGUAUGAUUUUCCUGAGUGGCUGGACAGGACCGAUUUUUUUUAAAUAUAUUUUUUAAUCGAUUAUGGAUUUUUUUUUAUCGAUUAAGAAUCGCUAUUCAUUCGAAAAUCAUCAAUUUUUUACACCUCUAGUAAAAAUAUCACCAAAAUAAUACAACUAUUUAUUUGUAUUACAUACAACUGUAGUAAAAUAGGUCAACAAAAGCAAAAACUAUUAUUGGCUGUCAUUCAAAUCCUUUGUAUAUUUGCCCCCAGAGCUAUCUUGUGUCCAAUGAGUUUUUAACGGUUUAAAAUAAUCAAUUAGAAAAGCACAGACCUCGGCCAGGCCAUUUUUCCCAACAGUGAAAAAGUCAUAAAUCCAAGAACAGCCCCAAAAAUGUCAUCAAUUGUUCCUUAUCCCAUUUCUGACAUUUCCUGAAAUUCUUCAUUUUCCCAUCUAUGACAUUUUCUAAAAGGUAGAUGAAAAUCCAUCCAUAACUGUUUAUGCUAUCUGUAGCGGAAUAAAAGAAACGGAGUGAAGCUGUGAGUGAGGGCAGGGCCGCUAGCAUACAAACACAGAAAUGUAAAAUUGUAACGUAAACGUAAAUUAACAUAGUAGAAAUGAUCCAGAUCAGCCCAAAAAUGUAAUCACUUGUUCUUUUUCCAAUUUCCGAUAUUUCCUGAAAGUUAGAUGAAAAUCUACUCAUAACUUUUUGAGUUAUCUAAAGGGGAAUGAUAGGAACUUAGUGAACACUCUUGUCUGUCUCUACUAUCUUUGUCUCUGUGGUGCCGCCAACACACACACACGUUGCCUUACAUUUGAGUGUGUGCACACAAAUCUACGGCAACAUAGUGGAAAUGAUCCAGAUCAGGUGUUCCUUAUACCUUAUUCCCUUUAAAGUAUCAUGAACAUCUGCACGUAACUUUUGGAGUUAUUUUGCUAACUAUAACUGACAGAAAAAGGAAUCACUUGUUUUUGGAUGAAAAUCGAACGACACUGAUCGGUGGCACAUCCUUAAUUCUUAGUCUUUUUUUUUUCCCCUGGACUGUGGAAAUGCAACCCACCUGAGUUUAGUCAGGGAAUAAACAUGUGAAGAUUGAAAAGCUUGACAGUCGUCGCCCAGCAGCCAGAAGCUCUUCAGAGUUGAGCACAAAACCAUCAGUGGAUCAGCAACAUGUAUUUUACCCAAUACUUUAUUUCAGCUGCCGUACUCUCUACUCGCUCUAUUAUUCAUGUUGAUCGAUGAAGGAGAAGCAGGAAAGAUGCUGCUAAAUUGGCAGCGUCAUUCCCUCCCUUGCGUCUGAAUCCGAGAUUCCAUUUGAUUAGUGUAUGUGCCAAGUUUGAUUUUGUUUACAUUUGUUAACGCCAUGAUUACCAGGAAGAAGGAAGGAAGUGUGCAGAGAACAGUUUCAACACAGGAGAACUGCAACACUUCUGUAGUUAAACACAAUGUGUGUGUGUGUGUGUGUGUGUGUGUGUGUGUGUGUGUGUGUGUGUGUGUGUGUGUGUGUGUGUGUGUGUGUGUGUGUGUGUGUGUGUGUGUGUGCGUGUAAGUAUUACAUUACUCAACAGUGUACAACUUGUAAGAAGCACAACUGUAUGAAUUUACUAAAUGGGUACUUGACUGACUUUGUGAAACCGAAGCAAAACUAAAAAGCAUUGUACCUCCUAAUCAUUUCCUCUGCAUGUGACAGGUACGGUGUAAGCUUCUGCAACAGCAAAUGUGAUUUAAAUUAGCUUCUAGAAAAAUCUAGCCACCUGUAGGGUGCAAUUUCGCCUCAUUUUAACAAAACCCAAAACCAGUGAAGUUGACACGUUGUGUAAAUCGUAAAUAAAAACAAAAUACAAUGAUUUGCAAAUCCUUUUCAACCUACCGGUAAAUACAAUUGAAUAGACUGCAAAGACAAGAUACUUAACGUUCAAACUGGUAAACUUUGUUAUUUUUUGCCAAUAUUAGCUCAUUUGGAAUUUGAUGUCUGCCACAUGUUUCAAAAAAGCUGGCACAAGUGGCAAAAAAGACUGAGAAAGUUAAGGAAUGCUCAUCAAACACUGAUUUGGAAAAUCCCACAGGUGAACAGGCUAGUUGGGAACAGGUGGAACCAGCUUUUAUACCCAUGAUUUGGUAUAAAAGCAGCUUCCAUCAAAUGCUCAGUCAUUCACAAAAAAGGAUGGGAUAAGGGUCACCACUUUGUGAACAAAUUUGUGAGCAAAUUGUCAAACAGUUUAAGAACAACAUUUCUCAACGAGCUCUUGCAAGGAAUUUAGGGAUUUCACCAUCUACGGUCGGUCCGUAAUAUCAUCAAAAGUUUCAGAGAAUCUGGAAAAAUCACUGCACGUAAGCAGCAAGGGCGAAAACCAACAUUGAAUGCCCGUGAUCUUUGAUACCUCAGGCGGUACUGUAUCAAAAACCGACAUCAGUGUGUAAAGGAUAUCACCACAUCUAAGAUGGACUGAUGCAAAGUGGAAAAUUGUUCUAAAUCCACAUUUCAAAUUGUUUUUGGAAACUGAACAUCGUGUCUUCCGGAACAAAGAGGAAAAGAACCAUCCGGACUGUUAUAGGCGCAAAGUUCAAAAGCCAGCAUCUGUGAUAGUAUGGGGGUGUAUUAGUGUCCAAGACAUGGGUAACCUACACAUCUGUGAAGGCACCAUUAAUGCUGAAAGGUACGUACAGGUUUUGGAGGAACAUAUGUUGCCAUCCAAGCAACAUCUUUUUCAUGGACGCCCCUGCUUAUUUCAACCGGACAAUGCCAAGCCACAUUCUGCACGUGUUACAACAGCGUGGCAUCGUAGUAAAAGACUGCGGGUACUAGACUGGCCUGCCUGUAGUCCAGACCUGUCUCCCAUUGAAAAUGUGUGGUGCAUUAUGAAGCGUAAAAUACCACAACUGAGACCCCGGACUGUUGAACAACUUAAGCUAUAAAUCAAGCAAGAAUGGCAAAUAAUUCCACCUGAAAAGCUUCAAAAAUUGGUCUCCUCAGUUCCCAAACGUUUACUGAGUGUUGUUAAAAGGAAAGGCCAUGUAACACAUUGGUAAAAAUGCCCCUAUGCCAACUUUUUGCAAUGUGUUGCCACCAUUAAAUUGUUUGCAAAAACUAUUUUAAGUUUCUUAGUUCAAACAAUAAAUAUCUUGUCUUUGCAGUCUAUUCAAUUGAAUAUAAGUUGAAAAGGAUUUGCAAAUCAUUGUUUUAUGUUUAUAUUUACGAUUUAAACAACGUACCAACUUCACUGGUUGUGGGUUUUGUAUUAACAUUUUGAAGGAAGUGUUUUGUUUAUCAUUACAACUACUUUUUCUCAAGUGGUCAGAAUAUUAGUUCGCUGGGAAAGAAAUGGUGUUCUAACAAGUUUCACUGUGAUUUUAUUCCUAUCAGCUUCACAUUUCAUCAUCCCAGCAACUUAUUUCACCAUCUGGCAGUUCUGACCUCAGCAGCCAUAUGCAAGCCUCUAUGUAUACUUUUGAAGUUUUUCACUACUCCUUUGUGGUUAAAAAAAUUAUAAUAAUAAAUCCACACUUCACUUAUUAGCAAGGCAGUGUUUUUAGCAUGGCAGUGUUUUUAGCAUGACAGCUUUUAACUACAGGCCAGAAAAUCAAACACACGGUGGUUCUCAGGCUGAUCAAACACAUUUGCAAACCGCAAAAGUACUUGUACAGCAGUACUGUACCUUGGUUUUUGGUAGUAAAUCCUUCCAAAAGAUCAGACAAAGACUGAACCGAUACAUUGUUUCCCAUAAGAAAUAGUGAAAAUCUAAUUCAUCCGUUACCUACAGUCAAAAAUAUUACCACAAGACUUUUUGUAGAAAAUUAUUAUAGUUUUACAUGCAGAAAACAAAGAAAUAACAAAUUAAUAUCAGUUUUACCUUUUUUUUGAAGACUCUAGAUGGCGAAGAGCAGAAGUGGAGGGAGCCAUCUUCCUACUUUGCUCUGAGUACUUUCUGAAUGUUUCUUCUCCUCUUUACCAAAGUGCUCCCACAUGAUACUUUCUUUGGUCACAGUCGUACUGAUAAAAGAAAGCAAAGACUUGAGUCACCAACCUGUAGGAUUUAUUUUCUUUGGACACUCGAUUCCACGGGAUGAUUGACUUACUUGUUUUGCAAUUUACAUUAACUGGUACAAGACAUGAAAACCGGGGUAAUAUUCUGCAAAGAUUUUCAUCAAACUGAAUAACAAGAUAAGUGGGGCGCAUAAAAACUAACUAAAAAACUGAGGUACAAACAGUAUUAUUUCAUGAGAUACACACAUAAAUGUUUGAAAUCAUAUUUUCUCUUCAGUUGCACUUGUGAUAUUUCUAUAGCUUCUGAUUGCUGGCAUGCAACACAUUUUGAUAAGACUUAUUUUGCACAUCGUUGACACAAAUAAUAUUUUGUAGUUUUUACUGUUUUUGUUGCUCAAAAGGACAAAUCCAUCGAUGCUCAUAUUUUCACCAUCAAUGAAACUGAUUUGUUUUUGUGUAACCACCCAUAUUGUGUUCUCUCGUACUAAACAAGACUGGAAACGGGAAAUUGUAUAAUCUAUCAUACAAGUUUUUUUCUGUACUAACUGUAGAGGAAGACCUUAAAGGUGCCAUAUGUAAUAAUUUCAUGUCAAGUCAUCAUUAAAUGGCCCUCGUAUGUCAAAAGGCAUUAAUAAAUCAUGUUCUUUUCGAAUACCUUUAUAACUAUAGUUCAGCUGGGAUAUGCUAAUUUCAAAAUUAGUUUUACAGCCCAGAAAUAUUGUUAUUGUUUUCAUUUCAAUGCCCAGGCCUCCACCGUUUGACCAAUUAAAAAGUCUGUCAGUGAGUCACAUCCAGUUUGCCAGUUACGCACCGCACUCUUCGUCUAGCUACUGCCACUGGUAAAGUUACUAAACAUGUCAGACCUUAGUAAAUCUAAAAGGCGUCGUUACGAUUCUCAACGUAUUCAUGACAAAGCCAGGAACAAAACGAGUAUCGGGGAUGCCUUUGAAAGAUGGAGACGAUUGAAGGCAGAGAAGAUUUUUACAUCUGACGCCAAACUUGCUCAUUUCCUCCUUGAUAGGUAAGUCAGGUAUUUAUUACUUGUAAUAAAUGGAAAUGGACAUUUUGUAUGUAAACUAUAUUGUCCAACACAGUCUUGUCUAACAAAGCUAGUAUGUUCGUGCAACGAAUGCUUAGGAGCGAAGCACCAUCACACAAGUGUAGCUUAUGGGUUAUACUUAUACUUGUGUAGCGCUUUUUUCUACCUUUUAAGGUACUCAAAGCGCUUUGACACUAUUUCCCCAUUCACACACACAUUCACACACUGAUGGCGGGAGCUGCCAUACAAGGUUCUAACCACGACCCAUCAGGAGCAAGGGUGAAGUGUCUUGCUCAAGGACACAACGGACGUGACUAGGAUGGUAGAAGGUGGGGAUUGAACCAGGAACCCUCAGGUUGCUGGCACGGCCACUCUCCCAACCGCGCCACGCUGUCCCCACGCUGUCCC
Messenger RNA from Nerophis lumbriciformis (worm pipefish), 7779 nucleotides. Lineage: Eukaryota; Metazoa; Chordata; Actinopteri; Syngnathiformes; Syngnathidae. The record is from RefSeq and is a predicted model, not a curated record.